This is a messenger RNA of Salvelinus namaycush (lake trout), 2184 nucleotides long. RefSeq names its product guanine nucleotide exchange factor DBS-like. The transcript is spliced from 22 exons. Gene Ontology annotation, cellular component: extrinsic component of membrane; cytoplasm. Bases 1 to 2184 code for a protein of 727 amino acids. The record is from RefSeq and is a predicted model, not a curated record. Gene Ontology annotation, biological process: positive regulation of Rho protein signal transduction; intracellular signal transduction. Gene Ontology annotation, molecular function: protein binding; guanyl-nucleotide exchange factor activity. NCBI's taxonomy places the organism in Eukaryota, Metazoa, Chordata, Actinopteri, Salmoniformes, Salmonidae.
AUGGGGGCUGCUAAGUGGUGUGGUGAUGGCCUCUACCUCCUGGCCUCCCAACCCGUGGACAAGUGUCAGUCACAUGAAGGGGCGGAGUCAGCGCUGCAGGAGAUGGAGCGUUACCUAGAUACGGCGGGACAGAACAAACUAACUGAUCCUAGCGCCAUCUACAGUGAUUACAAGACAGUGCUCAACCAGGACUUCAGGAACCAAGUAGAGAAAGUCUUUCAGAAGCAGGUGUCCGUGCAGGAGAUGUUUGAGAAGAGGAUGGUCAGUCUGAAGAAGCUGGCAGCCAAACAGACCAGGCCAGUCCAGCCUGUGGCCCCAAGGCCUGAAGCCUUCAUCAAGUCCCCACUCUCCUCGCCAGCAAAGAGAGUGCUGGAGAAGAGUUGCUCAGAGGGAGACUCUGUGAAUGGGGUCAGCUGUAGAACAGUGGAGGACCAGCUACAGAGCAACAGAAGUACCUCACUGUCAGAGGAGGACGAGAACCUGGCCAUCCUCAGAAAACAUGUAAUGAAUGAGCUGCUGGAGACAGAAAGGGGGUACGUGGAGGAACUGCACUGUGUCCUACAGGGCUAUGCCUCAGAGAUGGACAAUCCAGCCAUGGCCAGCUUCAUGCCCGCUCCUCUGCAGAACAAGAAAGAUGUGCUGUUUGGCAACAUGCCAGAGAUCUACACCUUCCACAAGAGGACCUUUCUGGGGGAGUUAGAAGAGUACCAAGGCUGCCCGGAACUUGUGGGUCGUUGUUUUCUGAAGAGGAUGACAGACCUGCAGAUCUAUGAGAAGUACUGUCAGAAUAAACCUCGCUCCGAGAGCUUGUGGAGACAGUGCUCCGACUGCACAUUCUUCCAGGAAUGUCAGAAGAAGCUGGAACAUAAACUGGGCUUGGAUUCCUAUCUCCUGAAACCGGUCCAGAGGAUUACCAAAUACCAGCUCCUGUUGAAGGAGCUGCUAAAGUACAGUAAGGGCUGUGAGGGGUCAGAGGCCCUGCAGGAGGCGCUCACCUCUAUCCUGGGAAUCUUGAAGGCUGUCAAUGACUCCAUGCACCUCAUUGCUAUCACUGGAUACGAUGGUCACCUGGGUGACCUGGGCCGGCUGCUGAUGCAGGGGUCAUUCAGCGUGUGGACGGAACACAAGAAAGGUCACGCCAAGGUCAAGGACAUGGCCCGCUUCAAGCCUAUGCAGAGACACCUGUUCCUGCACGAGAAAGCCCUGCUCUUCUGUAAGAGACGCGAAGAGAACGGGGAGGGCUAUGAGAAAGCCCCCUCCUACAGCUUCAAACAGUCCCUUAGCAUGAGUGCUGUGGGCAUCACUGAGAAUGCCAAAGGUGACAACAAGAAGUUUGAGGUCUGGUGCAACUCACGAGAGGAGGUGUACAUUGUGCAGGCCCCGACGAAUGAGGUGAAAACGACGUGGGUGAACGAGAUCCGGAAGGUUCUGACAACACAGCUGGAGGCCUACAGAGAAGCCAGCCAACAGAGGUCGUCAGACGGACUGUUCCAGUUCCCUCCUACCGCUGGAGAACCUGUCAGCCUCGGUUCAUUUAGAAGAGAGGAGAGGAGCAUGAAGGUGAAGAAGGAAGAACCCAGCAACCCUGACGCUAACUCCUCCCCAAAAACCAAAGACGAGGCAGUGACCAGUCCUACCUUAGACAGAGCAGCAGUAGCUAAAAAGCGUUUUACCUUGCAGGGCUUCAGCAACUUCAGCAAAGGUUCUGCCACAAGCCCUGACCAUAAAACCAAACGUCAUGAGAUAAAGAGUGAUCCCACUCCGUUCGGCUUCAAAGGAUGGACCAAGGGCUCUCUCUCAUUGGACGCCAACGAGGAGAAUGAUGGGUACUCUAGCACUGAAGAGCCCCUAACCUCAGACCCUGAGGACGAGGGGGGAAAGAAACUGUGUGCAGGGAAGUACACAGUGGUGUCUGAUUAUGAGAAGUGUAGCGCCCAGGAUCUGUCAGUCAAGAGUGGUGAAACGGUUCAGCUGAUCAAGGAGGGAGAAGAUGGCCAGUGGUUUGUGAAGAAUCUGAAGACUAAGCAGGAGGGCUGGUUGGCUGCUGCCAACCUUUACACCCUGAUGGGAGAGUCCACGUCCUGCCAGUCUCUCACCAGCUCAGAGGGCAGUGGCUCAGGGAACCUCAGCACUUCAUCCAGCUGCUGUGAGACCAACACCAGCUCCUCUGACAUCAAGCCCUGA